AUGAAGGUGCCCUUGAAGCCAAUAUGUAGCUGGGAUAUCGGCGUUUUGGUCUUGAAUGGGCUUCUGCAAUUCGGAACUGGCUACACCAUCCCCAAAUAUGUAACGGAUUACGCCCCGAUCAUCUGGCUACACUCGGAUGAUCCUUUCAUGCCGAGUGACAUUCUGACUCAUGUUCUGCACACAACACCAUAUAUCGGCUUUGAUCCUCUCCCAGACCCGCCCACGCUGACUUUGGAUACGCUUUCAUCGCUGAACAAGUAUGCACGGGGUGGCAAGCGUGUCUACUUAACGUCUAACGAUCGUGUAACCGCUAUGCCCGACUGGUUUCUUGGUGAAACACCGGAUGCGACUGGAGGCUUGCAUAAUUCCACCGCUUGUGCGGUUGUUGUCGUGGAAAAGACCGAGCACGACUUGGAUGCUUUUUACUUUUAUUUUUACUCCUACAAUGAAGGAGCUGAUAUCGAACAAGUUUUGCCGCCGUUGAACAGACUGAUCCCAGAAGCCAAGCCCGGAGAUCACUAUGGAAACCACGUUGGUGAUUGGGAGCACAACAUGAUUCGAUUCAGGGACGGAGAGCCUACUGGAAUAUAUUUUAGUCAGCACGCCAGUGGUGAAGCAUGUUCCUGGGAGGAUGAAGCUUGCUUUUCGAAGCAGGACGGCAGGCCCGUCGUGUUUAGUGCCAGAGGCUCGCAUGCCAAUUAUCGCCAGGAAGGGAGCCACAUUCACGACGAGGCACUUAUAGAUGUUGCCGACAAAGGCCGACGAUGGGAUCCUAUCAAACCCGCGUAUUUCUACAAAUACGAUCCUGCAACAGAUGUUCUAAUUCCAGGCCAUCCCGAAACUCAUUCCACUGAUUGGUUCCACUUCAAAGGCGGCUGGGGCGACAAGAAAUACCACGAUUCAGAUCCUCGACAAAAAACCGUCCGCUAUUUUGGCUUGAAAAAGUACCAGGACGGACCUACAGGUCCCAAAUUCAAGCACCUUGUUCGAAAAGGACUGCGUCCAGAUGAGCCACCGCCGACGAGUCUCCUGAAGACCCUAGUUGGGAUAUAUAUGUCCGUGUAUGGAUGUUGCUUGGAAGGACACAAUCCUUGGGUGGUUGUUAUAUUUGUGUUGCUGGUCCUGGCGGCCAUUAUAUUCUUGCUCGUUUUCGGGGUGAGGAUGAUUGCAUCACGUCUGAAGGGUUUAUUUAGGAAGAGACGCCGCCAAACGGAGGUCGCCGAGUCGGCUGUCCCACUUCUGGAUCUGGAAAGAGUCGAAGAUGAGACAUAUCCUUCUAUACCCCAAUUAUAG
This is a messenger RNA of Rhinocladiella mackenziei CBS 650.93, 1293 nucleotides long. RefSeq lists its product as uncharacterized. NCBI's taxonomy places the organism in Eukaryota, Fungi, Ascomycota, Eurotiomycetes, Chaetothyriales, Herpotrichiellaceae. The transcript is spliced from 5 exons. Bases 1 to 1293 code for a protein of 430 amino acids. The record is from RefSeq and is a predicted model, not a curated record.